UCUUCCUUUUCCACCUCCUCUAACUUCAUUCUCCUUCACCAAACAUCCCCAAGCACACACCAUUAUAUGCAUCAUGGAACAACCCUGCCCUGCUGACCAUGUUCUUAAUCUUGAUAAAGUUCCUUACUAUCAAUCCACUUCGGAAGGAAAAGAAGAUGGGUCGGUUGGGAAAGAAGUGGAAGAUUUGAAACAAAGAGUUGAGAGAAAUGAGUCGGUGUCAAAGGCUCUGGAAUCUCUCAUUUCAAUGAAGGAUUGCUUAUCUAGAGUAAUAGAGGGGUUAGAGGGAGAAAAGGAUGAAAAUUAUGUCACAUUAGAAGGUGAUGGGGAGAGGGUUUCUGUGGAAUCAGAGGAAUCGGUGCUGUUGGAAGAGGCAAGGUUGACCUCAAGACUUGCAGUUGAGGUGGAAACAAGAGUGAGUAAGUAUAAGGAGAUGAGGAUGAAGGAGAAGAGAGAAUUGGAGAGUAGUUUGAUCAGUUUAACUGAGGAGAAUAGGGAUAUUAAUAACUUGCUUAGGGUUUCUUUGUUGGAGAAAGAAGCAUUGGAGAAGAGAAUCAAGGGACACGACCAUAAAAGGAUGCCCCUUUUGCAGUUUGCUGAGUUUGGAUUGCAGAAAGUUGGGUUUGGGUUCAUGAUGGGAGGUGGUAAUAAUGAGCAGCUAACAGAAGGUUCUGAAGCUAGCAAAUCAGAUAGUAGUGAGUGUGAAGAGGAAGUUGUUAGUCUGGGGGUGAAACUUUUCGUAGAUGAUAGUUGUAGUCUGCAUUUUGCAAAAGGUUAUCCUGCUCUGAGUUUAUGGUAUUUUUCCAAGGCCUCAACAGUGGAAAGGAUAAUGAAGAAUCUUCGUCUAGAAAUCACUCAAUUGAGGAGAGCUUUGGAAGAGUCUAGGUCAGACACAGAGCGCCUCCAGUGUCUCACAGAGAAACAAGCCAAGGAAAUUGUAGAAAAUAAACAUUACAUUAAGGAGUUAGAAGAUAGAGAGAGAAUCUUGACUCAAAAUGUAGAGGAGUUUAUGAUGGAAAUUAAAGAAGGGGAAGAAGAAGUAGCUAGAUGGAAGGAAGCUUGUGAACUGGAAGUUAAAGCUGGAAAGAAUGAGAUUGAAGAGCGUGACAAAUUGGUGACUGCAUUGCAACAAGAACUGCAGAAAACUAAGGCUGCUUUGGACAUAUCCAAUGGAAAGUUAAGGCUUAAGGAGGAACUUGCAAGCACUGCAAUAGCUGCAUAUGAAGCAGCAGAGAGGUCUCUGCAGCUAGCUGAUAGUGGAGCAGUUGAACUUCGUAAGCGGGUUGAGGAAUUAACCAGACAACUAGAGGAAGCAGAGAAACGUGCACGGAGUAGCCAUAAAGUGAGAAGACGGAUAUGUUGGCCAUGGCAGGUUUUUAAGUUGAGCUCUGGCAAUAUUGGAAACUCUAGAGUUGGAAAUGCAAAAAGGAUGCUCCCUGAAAUGCAAGCCUUGCUUCACUGAAAUAUAUGUAACUGAGUUGGUUCAUCUCAAACUCUGAUCUUUCUAUGUAAAUCUCCUAUUUUUUGGAUCUCAUACAUGUAUUCUCCACUGAGAUAAUCUUAUUUGAGCCGGUAACAUUUACAUAUUGGUGGGGCUAGCUCUUCAUGUGAGAAUUUUUAUGUAAAUUUGCUAUUGAUCUUGUAAAAGUGGGAUAUUUUAUUGUUGAAGUA
Lotus japonicus is the source of this 1668-nucleotide messenger RNA. RefSeq lists its product as uncharacterized. The coding region runs from base 74 to 1459 and encodes 461 amino acids. The transcript is spliced from 5 exons. NCBI's taxonomy places the organism in Eukaryota, Viridiplantae, Streptophyta, Magnoliopsida, Fabales, Fabaceae. The record is from RefSeq and is a predicted model, not a curated record.